AGAGCCUGCCGGGAGCUCGCUUUGCAAUGGCGACUCCCAGCCUGCGGGGUCGACUAGCACGGCUUGGAAACCCACGGAGGCCUAUACUGAAGCCCAACAAGCCCCUCAUCCUAGCCAAUCAUGUCGGGGAACGGCGCCGGGAGAAGGGCGAGGCGACCUGUAUCACGGAGAUGUCAGUAAUGAUGGCUUGCUGGAAGCAGAAUGAAUUCCGCGACGAAGCGUGCAGAAAAGAGAUUCAGGACUUCUUCGAUUGUGCUUCGAGGGCUGAGGCUGCCCGAAAGAUGAGAUCAAUCCAGGAGAACCUGGGAGAGUUGGGGAGUUUACCCCCCAAGAAAUUGAAUAAGUUGUUACAUAGGUUUCCUAACAAACCUCAUGUCAGCUGAAAAUGGAGAAGCAUUUUCAAUGACUGGACUGUAGCUUCUGAGAACUAUGCAGAGGCUUUUUAGAGAUAUUUGCAUUGUCACACGUUCUUUUUGAAGAGUGGAAGGACGCGAAACACUUUUUUUUAACCCUUUGGAAUCAUUAUGUGGAUGGAAAUUAUAUUUUAUGUUGAAAUAAAAUCCCCUGAAGAGAGCUUGGCCUUUUGUUGUGGAUUAGGUAUUCCCACUAUAGUUGAGUCCUGUGUUCUCCCCUACACUCUGGAAAGUCUUUGCUCUGUAAUUUGCACCAGGGUCAAGACAAAAACCUUUAUACCACUUAGUGUCCUUGCCUUUGUAUGCAAAGGAUGCAUAAGGAUGUUGGAGUCUGUUUAUAUGAAGAGCUUUUUUGCCAUUAUCUGUAAAUACUCACUGACUAUCUGUGCAUAGCCACUGCAAGGUGCUGCCAGGAUAAUCAGAAGUUCACAAACUGGUGACCCAGAGGUUUUGGAGAUGUAUUUUAUUUGGCCCACACAAUUAAAAGUUUGUUUUUAAAUUAGCAGACCACAUUCAAAAAUUCAGUAUCAUAAAAAAUCCACUUUGGCUGGGGGUGUGGCCAAAAAAAUAUGCUUUUUAGCUUUUUUUAAAAAAAAUCAGGAGUUCUUGGAGUUCCUGUUGUGGUGCAGCAGAAACAAAUCUGACUAGGAAACAUGAGGUUGUGGGUUUGAUUCCUGGCCUUGCUCAGUGGGUUAAGGAUCUGGCGUUGCUGUGGCUGUGCUGUAGGUUGGCAGCUGUAGCUCCGAUUCAACCCCUAGCCUGGGAACCUCCAUAUGCCAUGGUGUGGCCCUAAAAAGCAAAAAAAAAAAAAAAAAA
Molecule: messenger RNA, 1229 nt
Organism: Sus scrofa (pig)
Lineage: Eukaryota; Metazoa; Chordata; Mammalia; Artiodactyla; Suidae
Gene: CHCHD1
Product: coiled-coil-helix-coiled-coil-helix domain containing 1
Biological process (GO): mitochondrial translation
Cellular component (GO): mitochondrion; nucleoplasm; mitochondrial ribosome
Molecular function (GO): RNA binding
Source: RefSeq, marked validated